Molecule: messenger RNA, 1338 nt
Organism: Eimeria maxima
Lineage: Eukaryota; Apicomplexa; Conoidasida; Eucoccidiorida; Eimeriidae
Exons: 6
Source: RefSeq, a predicted model, not a curated record
GGAGCUGAGGAGGCGCUGGUCGAAGCGGGGCGGGAAGACGUAGCUGUGCAGCUGCUCGUUCGCAAAGCAAAGUGGGCAGCGGCAGCUCGCCUCUGCGGACGCCACGCUCCACAUUUGUUGCCUCAGGUGCUUCAACAGCUGCAGCUGCAGCAGCAGCAGCACAAACAGUUCAAAUCGCUGCAGGAACUAUGCGAGUUUUGCCAUGCAUUAGAACAAGCAAAGGCGGUUGAGGAGGCAGUCGAUUUCUGUUUGGCUAUUACUGACGUCCCCCCAGCUGAUCCGCAAAACCUUCGCGACUUUUGGCUACACGCGGUGAAGCUAGCCAAAGGCCUUGGCGGAUCUCGCCAUGCUGCUCUUGCUGGCCGUGUUGCAGGAGAGCUGCAGCAAAUGGGAGACACAAAAGCAGCAGGUGAAGUGCUGUUGUCAGCAGGCAGGACGAAGGAGGCCCUACAGAGGUCUUUGUUUGCUUCUUUCUGGUUUCUUCUUUGCUCAACUACCGCAGCUGACGUUGAGGCAAGCCAGCAAGUGCAUGAAUGCCAGCAUGCGUACAUGCACAUGAAUGCGCUGCAGUGCUAUAUAGCUGCUGAGGACUGGGCAACGGCGAAGCGGCUGGCAGCGUGUUUAGGAGAGGACGCGGAGACAGCGGUGUCUCUGAAGCAGCGGCUGCUGCUUCAAGAGAAAGGUGACAUUACAGGUUUACUGCAGGCAGGCCACACGGACGCUGCGUUGCUACUUCUGGCUGAUAACAACGAGUGGACAAAGUGUCUCCAGGUCGCAGCAGAGAAAGAGUCUCCUUUGUUCCUCCAACUUCUCUCUAGAAGAGUCCACGCGUUGCUGGAGACAGCAAGUGCUGCAGAGGCCGCUGAGGUGCUAAUCAGUGCCAUGAAAAACAGCAACAGCAACAUUAGCAGCAGCACAUGCAGAACCACAUCUCGCACAGAAAACAUGCUGUCUCUUUGCAUGAGCAUCGCCUCCGCGCUGGAGGUACACCAGCAGAAACAGCAGCAGAGCAGCAGCAGCUGUGGCCCCCCCUCUGACAGCAGUGCAGCAGCCAGCCGACCUAGCAGCCUGAUAAAGCGCAUGUAUCUCAUGGAUAGAGACAAACCCCCAUCUUUUAGUUCAGUAUCUGGUGCUUCUGCGCUACCGGCAAAGUCGCACCAAGUUGCUGCUCCAGCAACUGCUGCUGCUGCUUCUGCUCGUAACUUCUCUGAAGGGCCUUUAGCAGAAGCACAGAAGCAGCUGGUGCGUGUACACCUGGAGGAGGUCAUAAGCAACUGCGAAGGGCAGCCGGAGUUAACGGAGAUAGCCGCAAAGGCAGCACUUUCUGUCUUGAGGUGA